AGAGUUUAAUCUGAAGCUUGUAGAUGAUGAAAAUGUUUAAAUAUCAGUCAGAUAUUUGUCAGUUCAACUUAAACUGAUUAUUAAAAAGCAACCGCGAAAUUCGGGGCCAAGUGGCGCGCACUCUUGUAACCGAGUCUUUGCUGCGAUGCGCGGCCCCUUCUCAAGUUACGGAGCUCAAAGGGCGAUAAGUGAUCGCACGGGAGGAUGGAGCGGGGUCAUUGGGCGGCGGGAAGCUGCAGAGUAAAUCGUCGCUCGGGGGUGUGUGAGGGUGGGGGGAGGUGCGAACUCGUUCACUCUAAUACUGUACUCAGGAGACACACGCUUUCUCCAACUUCCGGACGAUUGCUUUGAUCCGUCGCGGAAUAUUUGAAUGUAAGGGCUGAGCAGCUCCCGGUUCAGCAGCCUGACGAGAGACAGUCACUUCAGGUUCAAAGCUGCAGCAAAACUUGCUCUCUUAACGAUUCUCCGUUACUUUCUUCCAAAAUGCCAUGCCGUGGACAGUUCCAGUGACGCACGGAGGGAAGAAGAUGACACUGUUCUGUGGCACCUCCUUCGCUUUCACACAAUAAGAAAUAAUGAUUGUACAAUUUCUGAUUGAGCAUGAGGACAGAACGGGACAGAACAUGUUCACCCGCGGCUGCUUCUCCUGAAUUAGCAGAAUUCUUCGGGCCAUCCAAUGACCGCGUAUCACUUGGCUGCACUCUCUUUCUCCCUCCCUCGUUGUGUGCCUCAGGCUGUUGGUUAAGAGCACUCAGUGGGUAAUUAUUAAUAGAUGUCCCUGGAUAGAAAGUGCCCGUGUUUUGAUGAGCCUUAUGAUAAACCUAUGCGUAUGUGAUGUGGGCAUGUUGUGUGUGUCACUUCCCAGCCAGAUCCCCUUCACUUCAACCACAGCAGGAGCCCAAGCCAUGCCUGUCACGCACCGGCCAGCAGCAUGAAGCCACCAACGUUUGCUCUUCUCCUCCUUUGCCCAUGGUUGCUGACUGUGAGCGGGGACCCUGGGGCGGGAGCGGGAACUUGGGCCAGGUUUGCCAGCCUGCCCUAUCCUGAGGACAAACUCUUCCUGCACGACACUUUCCCCGAGGGCUUCAUUUGGUCGGUGGGGACAUCAGCAUACCAGACAGAAGGUGGCUGGCGACAGGAUGGAAAAGGUCAGUCGGUCUGGGAUACCUUCACUCGCAAGCAACUCCGUGGCAAUGGAGAUGAGGCCAGUGACAGUUACAAUAAUAUAGAGGGGGAUGUGUCAGCCAUUCAGGCUUUGGGUGUCACACACUACCGAUUCUCCAUUGCCUGGUCCAGGAUCUUUCCAGAUGGUCUGGUGUCACAUCACAAUGAAGCUGGGCUGAGCUACUACAUCCAUCUGAUCCAAAGACUCCGGGACAUUGGUGUUGAGCCCAUAGUGACUCUGUAUCAUUGGGAUCUGCCCCAGGCUCUCCAGGAUAUGUACGGAGGUUGGAUCAACGAAACCUUGGUGGAUCGCUUUAGUGAAUAUGCGGAGUUCUGUUUCAAAGUUUUAGGAGACCGAGUGAAGUACUGGAUCACCAUAGACAAUCCUUACGCUCUGGCUUGGCACGGGUACGGGACGGGGAAGCUCGCCCCUGGUAUUCUGGGAGGUCCCAGUGCACCAUACAGAGUGGCACAUAAUCUGAUUAAGGCACACUCCAGGACCUGGCAUAUCUACAAUGACCACUUUCGCCAGUCUCAACAGGGCUAUGUGUCAAUCGCUUUGGCUUCCCACUGGGUUGGGCCAAUAAAUGGAGACAUUAAUCCAGAAACCGUGCAGCUAUGCCAGUGCUCCAUCAACUCUGUACUAGGGUGGUUCGCCAAGCCAAUAUUUGUAGAUGGCGAUUAUCCAGCAUGUAUGAAAGAUAAGCUUAAAUCUCUACUGCCAGUUUUUGAUGAUGAAGAGAAAAUGAAAAUAACAAAAACGGCCGACUUCUUCGCUCUCUCAUUUGGACCAUUAAGUUUUCGACUUUUGGACACAAAACUACUAUUUAACCAAUCGAAAAAAUAUUUUCUGAGACAACUUCUCUCUUGGAUUCAAACAGAGUACAACAAUUCAAAAAUACUAAUUGUGGAGAAUGGUUGGGAUGACAGCAACAGCAACACAAGGACGGCAGAUGUGUAUAAUAUGUACCCAUUAAAGAACUUCCUUAUGGAAGUGCUGAAAGCAAUUAAAUAUGAUGGAGUUGAUGUUAUUGGAUACACUGCAUGGUCACUGGUAGAUGGCUUUGAAUGGGAUGUUGGUUACAAUUCCCGACGAGGAUUAUUUUACAUUGACUUUCAAAGCCAGAAAAAGGAGAGAAUACCAAAAUCAUCUGCUCUUUUCUAUCGUCAAGUGAUAGAAGACAAAGGAUUCCCACCAGUGCCAGAAAACAAACCUAUCACAGGAACCUUUCCCCGUAAUUUUGUAUGGGGUAUUUCAGAAGAUGUCAUACAGGUUGAAACAACUCCUACAACUCCCCAGUUUGUUGAUCGCAAUAUUUACCAAUGGGAUGUAAACGGUACGGGAAAGCUGGUGAGAAUUAAAGGAAUAAUUGGCCAGUCUCGCACAGCUCAGUGUACUGACUACACCACCAUCAGGCAAGAGAUCCAAUUAUUGCAAAAUACACACGCCACUCACUUCCAAUUCUCCCUCAACUGGACACUGCUCCUUCCUAGUGGUGACUCGACGCAAGUCAUCAGAGCAAACCUUCGCUAUUACAAAUGCUAUGUCAGUGAGCUUCUGCGGGCAAAUGUUACUCCAGUCAUUGUGUUGUACCAUCCCACCCUCGAGCAUCAGACUCUCCCUUCAGUAUUAAAGGCCAAUGGAGGCUGGAUGAAUCCGGCAACUGUUAAGGCUUUUGUGGAAUAUGCCAGAUUUUGUUUUAGGCAGCUGGGAGAUAAGGUGAAAUUCUGGAUAACUAUGUGUGAGCCAAAUGGCAUAAAGCACCUGGAAGGAUAUAAAACAAACUUCUCUAUUAUAGGCCACAACUUAAUCAAAGCUCAUGCUCUAGUCUGGCAUCUCUACAACAAAGAGUUUCGCAAAGCACAAAAUGGACAGGUCUCUGUUUCUCUUCAUGCUGAUUGGGUUGACCCUGCUGAUCCUUUCUCCAGAGACGACAUAGAAGCAGCUGCCAGGACUUUAGAGUUUGACAUCGGCUGGUUUGCAGAACCCAUUUUUGGUAAUGGUGAUUACCCUUUCAUCAUGCGUGACUGGCAGAGUCAAAGACAAAACAUUGCAUGGCGUAAUUCUUAUCUGCCCCACUUCACCAGUGAAGAGAAAGAACUGAUACGAGGCUCCAUUGAUUUUGUGGCACUGAAUCACUACACAACUCACAUGGUGCAUCUGGAAGGAAGCACUGAAGUUCUGGAUGACACCGAGCUCAAAGUGCAAUACUUGAAGGACACUACAUGGCUGUCUUCACCAGACGGAAGAGCAGUUGUACCGUGGGGUUUACGUAAAUUAUUAAGAUGGAUAAAGUCAAAAUAUGGCAAUAUUCCCAUCUAUAUCACAUCCAAUGGAAUUGAUGAUGACUCACCCUCCAAGGACAAAUUACGAGUUUACUACAUUCAGAGUUACAUUAAUGAAGCUUUGAAAGCAUUAAAACUGGAUGGAGUAAAUGUCCGUGGAUAUUUUGCUUGGGCUUUAAAAGAUAUUGACAAACCAGACUAUGGCCUCUACAACUCCAAUCAAGCAGCGAAACUCUCCGUUGAAUACUACCGGCGAAUUGUUGAUAAUGGUGGAUUUCCUGCGUCAAAACCACCCAAUACUAAAUGCUAUCAAGGCUUAUAUUCUUCAGAGGAAUGUAAUCCUUUCCAAUUAAGGAAACAGUUACUAAUAUUCACAUUCUGCACUUUAAGUGUUUUUACAGCAACUAUGUUUUUGAUUAUUUAUUAUUCAAAAAGAUGCAGAAAAUAUAAGUAAUCAGAUUUAUAUACAGAAAUGUGGAGAAAUGAGUCACUUAUGUGGUAAGGAGAGUGAUAUUUAAAGUAAUUCUCUGCUUAGUGAGCAGUUUGGCAUUAAUUUUGGAUUGUAACUUUGAUUUUCUAAAAAAUAUUCUCCUCUCCCAAUUUGAAACGAGCGAGUGAAGGUUUUAGCCACAAUAUGACGGAGCCUAUCCAAUGAGCAUCUACUAGACUGUGGACAAACAUCACAGUUGAGGCUACUUCACAAAAUAAUUUCCCUAAACACAAACCACCAAUUUUGAGGUAAUGUCAGAAUAUAAACAGAUGAAACUAACAUAUUUGACAUGUCCAAUUCUUGUUUUCAGUGAAGCUAAUAAAGAUCUUAGAUGUAAUGCUAUUGUUGAUUCAAUGUCAUUUGUGUUGUACCAUAACAUAAAAUUAAAAUUACUCCACUAACUGUACACAGUAGUUAGUACAUGAAAUCUUCUAACUCAGUCAGGACUGACUGUGGCUCCAAGUCUUCAUAUUAACUACCAGGUUAACAUCAGUGAACUCAGGACCUGCUGAAGACAAAAUGUGCAUAUCUCAUAUUCUGCAAGGCUUAGUACUGUAAUAGGCAACAAAUUAAUGAGCAACUGAUCACUCACCCAUGCCCAUUCCAUUUGAAUAAUUUCUUACAAUUAUGAACUUAGCUUGAAACUACUUUAAGCACAGCAGAAGACCCAAAAGAGUGACAAAGAAAACCUUUCAUGUUUGGAGCUCCUAACAGAGCAAAUAGUGAGAGAUAUGCAGAGUCAACAGUCAAGAACCUUCCCAAUUUCCAGUCAGCCUUUCCACAUAUUAUAGCACAAGUUUCCUUCGUUUGUUCCAAAAAAAAAAUGAAAGCAAGAAAUUUUGGGACGUCCCAUCAGAAAGUGGUGGAGCAUGAGUGAUGCUGCCACUAUUCCUUCCACUUCCCUUCCUCCAAAAGCCCCAAAUUGUGGAGAAUGACUCCUAAUUAUACUUAGAAUAGACAACACAAUUGAGAGUAUUUUUCAGUUCCCCUUUAAUUUGGAUAACCAUGAGUAUACUAGAAAUCACUGAUCCAAAGAUGGUUGGAUGUACAUUUCAUUUCAGUUUUUAAUGCUUGGCUCUAUUUAUUAAACUCUCAAAUAUUUACAAAAAACUUUUUUCUCAUGUUCUCAAAGUUUUAUUUGUUUAUAAUUACAUAGACAGUUAUUUACAGAUUUAGAUCCAGAGCCAAAACUUGAUUCCAAACCUAAUGCCAAGAUGCUGACUAUUUUUACAAAUGCAAUAAUCAUUGCAUUUUCACAAUCCACUUCAGACUGGAUAGAGAAAAAUAUUUUAUGGUACUUAGGCAAAUUGGCAUUGAUUUAUCAUUGAAGUGAAACAAAAAGCAGCCAUUUGCAAACCAAAUGGUAUUUAUCCUUCAUCGUCCUUUUUCUUUUGACUUCUGCCAAGUACAAACGUUUGUAUGUGUCUUGGAAAAGUGAUACACAGUAAGAAGAAAGAGGAAGACCCCAGAAAAAGGCAGCUCUUUAAAAAAAAGUCUGGAAACCAGAUGAAGGUUAAAAGGUUCUUAGACAGCAGGGUAUUAUUUAAAAAUAAGUAAUGAAUGAAUUUAAAGUUUAUUUUUAGAUGUGCAUAUUUGUGUCGCUGCUCAAGCAGUUGUUCACUGUGAUAAUGAUUGUGUUGUUUGUACAUAAAGGAUGCAGAUAAUUUUGCUUUGUUAAGAGUUGCAUGUGACACAAUGACCGAGUGGUGCCCAUAAUUAAAAAGUGCAGUGGCUCAUACU
Messenger RNA from Mobula hypostoma (lesser devil ray), 5680 nucleotides. RefSeq names its product klotho (gene kl). Gene Ontology annotation, molecular function: hydrolase activity, hydrolyzing O-glycosyl compounds. Lineage: Eukaryota; Metazoa; Chordata; Chondrichthyes; Myliobatiformes; Myliobatidae. The transcript has 5 exons. The record is from RefSeq and is a predicted model, not a curated record. Gene Ontology annotation, biological process: carbohydrate metabolic process. The coding region runs from base 932 to 3904 and encodes 990 amino acids.